This is a messenger RNA of Nannospalax galili (Upper Galilee mountains blind mole rat), 1811 nucleotides long. RefSeq names its product sphingolipid transporter 3 (putative) (gene Spns3). Bases 8 to 1684 code for a protein of 558 amino acids. NCBI's taxonomy places the organism in Eukaryota, Metazoa, Chordata, Mammalia, Rodentia, Spalacidae. Gene Ontology annotation, molecular function: transmembrane transporter activity. The record is from RefSeq and is a predicted model, not a curated record. Gene Ontology annotation, biological process: transmembrane transport. Gene Ontology annotation, cellular component: membrane. The transcript has 12 exons.
AGCUGGCAUGACCAGGGGAAUGUCCACAGAGCACCAUUCUCCUCUGGCAGGAGGGCUGCAGAGCCAGUCCCGGAGGCCAGGUGGGCAGUAUGGGGCCUUGGCUUCAGGUCAGUGUCCACCUCCCUCCACUCCCAUGCCAUGGAGCCUGCCCCGGCGGAGAGUGUACCUGGCUGCCGCUGUUCUCUGUUAUAUCAACCUUCUGAACUACAUGAACUGGUUCAUUAUUCCAGGAGUGCUGUUGGAUGUCCAGAAAUCUUUUCACAUCAGUGACAGCCAUGCUGGUUUGCUGCAGACGGUCUUCAUCGGUUGCCUGCUGGUGUCUGCUCCCGUAUUUGGCUACCUGGGUGACCGCCAUAACCGCAAGGCCACGCUGAGCUUUGGGAUCCUGCUGUGGUCAGGGGCUGGCCUCUCCAGUUCCUUCAUCCCCCCCAAGUAUUCUUGGCUCUUCUUCCUGACCCGGGGGGUCGUGGGCACUGGUGUGGCCAGCUACUCCACCAUCGCACCCACCGUCCUGGGUGACCUCUUCGUGAAGGACCAGCGGACCCGCAUGCUGGCCAUCUUCUACAUCUUUAUUCCUGUUGGAAGUGGUCUGGGUUACGUGCUGGGGUCGGCUGUGGCAGAGCUGACCGGGAACUGGCGUUGGGCCCUCCGAAUUACACCCUGCCUGGAUGCCAUAGCCUUGAUUCUGCUCAUCCUGCUGGUUCCAGACCCACCCCGAGGAGCUGCUGAGAAUCAGGGGGAAGUGGCUGUAGAAGCUCCAAGGAGCAGCUGGUGCGAGGAUGUCAGAUACUUGGGGAGAAACUGGAGUUUUGUGUGGUCGACCCUUGGAGUGACAGCCAUGGCUUUUGUGACUGGAGCCCUGGGCUUCUGGGCACCCAAGUUUCUGUUUGAGGCCCGCGUGGUCCAUGGCUUGCAGCUUCCCUGCUUCCAAGAGCCGUGCAGCAGCCAGGACAGCCUGAUUUUUGGGGCACUGACUGUGGCGACUGGCAUCAUUGGUGUCAUCCUGGGGGCUGAGGCCUCAAGGAGGUACAAGAAAGUGAACCCUAGGGCUGAGCCCCUCAUCUGUGCCUCCAGUCUGCUUGCUAUGGCCCCCUGCCUCUACCUGGCUCUCAUCCUGGCCCCGACCACCCUCCUGGGCUGCUAUGUGUUCCUGGUCCUUGGGAAGCUGCUUCUGUCCUGCAACUGGGCAGUGGUUGCCGACAUUCUGCUGUCUGUGGUAGUGCCCAGAUGCCGGGGCACAGCAGAGGCGCUCCAGAUCACAGUGAUUCAUGUCCUGGGAGAUGCUGGCAGCCCGUACCUCACUGGACUUAUCUCCAGCAUCCUGCAGGCCAGGCGCCCCAACUCCUACCUGCAGCGCUUCCUCAGCCUGCAGCAGAGCUUCCUGUGCUGUGCCUUUGCCAUUGUGCUAGGUGGUGGCUGCUUCCUGCUGACUGCACUGUACCUGGAGAGAGACCAGGACUGGGCCUGGCAGCCUGGCACAGGGACUCUGGAUAGCAAGGACAUGGCCAGCAAGGACACAAAAAGACAAGACCUGGCACCAGCACCCCCACAGAGGAACCCUGAGCCCCUGUCCAGCAGUGAGCAGGCCCCACCCUGCUCACACUCAUCGUUGGCUCUAUCCACCUUGCCUGUGACUCAGGGACCCUGGCUGAGCUGUACUCCUGACUUGUUCCAUCCCAGCUAGACAGCUGGCAGGGCCCAGGGGCUGACUGGAGACUGAGCUAUCAGUGCCCCCCAGGGCCUUGUGUCUGUACCCAGCAGGGAGGCUAAGCCCUCAGCCUCGCUGCCCAGGGGUCCCUAUUAAAGCAUGA